Myotis lucifugus (little brown bat) is the source of this 1875-nucleotide messenger RNA. RefSeq names its product proprotein convertase subtilisin/kexin type 2 (gene PCSK2). Gene Ontology annotation, cellular component: trans-Golgi network; Golgi membrane. The record is from RefSeq and is a predicted model, not a curated record. NCBI's taxonomy places the organism in Eukaryota, Metazoa, Chordata, Mammalia, Chiroptera, Vespertilionidae. Gene Ontology annotation, biological process: protein processing. Gene Ontology annotation, molecular function: serine-type endopeptidase activity.
AUGAAAGGUGGCUGUGCCUCCCAGUGGAAGGCGGCCGCCGGGCUUCUCUUCUGUGUCAUGGUUUUUGCGUCGGCCAAGAGACCGGUCUUCACGAAUAAUUUUCUUGUGGAGUUGCAUAAAGGAGGAGAGGAAGAAGCUCGCCAAGUUGCAGCAGAACACGGCUUUGGAGUCCGAAAGCUCCCUUUCACUGAAGGCCUGUACCACUUUUAUCACAAUGGCCUUGCAAAGGCCAGGAGAAAACGCAGCCUACACCACAAGCAGCUGCUGGAGAGAGACCCCAGGGUAAAGAUGGCCUUGCAACAAGAAGGAUUCCAACGGAAAAAGCGAGGGUAUAGAGAUAUCAAUGAGAUCGAUAUCAACAUGAAUGAUCCUCUUUUUACAAAGCAAUGGUAUCUGAUCAAUACUGGACAAGCCGAUGGCACUCCUGGCCUUGAUUUGAAUGUGGCAGAAGCCUGGGAGCUGGGCUACACAGGGAAAGGAGUUACCAUUGGAAUUAUGGAUGAUGGGAUUGACUAUCUCCACCCAGACCUGGCCUCAAACUAUAAUGCCGAAGCAAGUUAUGACUUCAGUAGCAACGACCCCUAUCCUUACCCUCGAUACACAGAUGACUGGUUUAACAGCUUUAAAAUUAUAAUGCAGUAUUUGGAAGUGUGUUUAAGGGGUAUCCGGAUGCUGGACCAGCCGUUCAUGACGGACAUCAUCGAGGCCUCCUCCAUCAGCCACAUGCCCCAGCUGAUCGACAUCUACAGCGCCAGCUGGGGCCCCACAGACAACGGGAAGACGGUGGACGGGCCGCGGGAGCUCACGCUUCAGGCGAUGGCGGAUGAUGUGAAACAAGGUAACGGCCGAGGCGGCAAAGGCAGCAUCUAUGUGUGGGCCUCUGGGGACGGCGGCAGCUACGACGACUGCAACUGCGAUGGCUAUGCCUCAAGCAUGUGGACCAUCUCCAUCAACUCAGCCAUCAACGACGGUAGGACGGCCUUGUACGACGAGAGCUGCUCCUCCACCUUGGCCUCCACCUUCAGCAACGGCAGAAAGAGGAACCCCGAGGCUGGAGUGGCAACCACAGACCUGUAUGGCAACUGCACUCUGAGACAUUCUGGGACAUCUGCAGCAGCUCCAGAGGCCGCUGGAGUGUUUGCUCUGGCUUUAGAGGCUAAUCUGGGUCUCACCUGGAGAGACAUGCAGCAUCUGACUGUGCUCACCUCCAAACGAAACCAGCUUCAUGAUGAGGUUCAUCAGUGGCGGCGGAAUGGGGUCGGCCUGGAGUUUAAUCACCUCUUUGGCUACGGGGUCCUUGACGCAGGCGCCAUGGUGAAGAUGGCUAAAGACUGGAAAACGGUGCCGGAGAGAUUCCACUGUGUGGGCGGCUCCGUGCAGGACCCUGAGAAAAUACCAUCCACUGGCAAGUUGGUGCUGACCCUCACCACCGAUGCGUGUGAAGGGAAGGAAAAUUUCGUCCGCUACCUUGAGCACGUCCAAGCUGUCAUCACAGUCAAUGCAACCAGGAGAGGAGACCUGAACAUCAACAUGACUUCCCCUAUGGGCACCAAGUCCAUUUUGCUGAGCCGGCGUCCAAGGGAUGAUGACUCCAAGGUGGGCUUUGACAAGUGGCCUUUCAUGACCACCCACACUUGGGGGGAAGACGCCCGAGGAACCUGGACCCUGGAGCUGGGGUUCGUCGGGAGCGCACCUCAGAAGGGGGUGUUGAAGGAGUGGACCCUGAUGCUGCAUGGCACGCAGAGUGCCCCUUACAUUGACCAGGUCGUGAGGGAUUACCAGUCCAAGCUGGCCAUGUCCAAGAAGGAGGAGCUAGAGGAAGAGCUGGAUGAAGCUGUGGAGAGAAGCCUGAAAAGCAUCCUGCACAAGAACUAG